Messenger RNA from Pteropus alecto (black flying fox), 2593 nucleotides. It is a transcript of the gene MAF, whose product is annotated as MAF bZIP transcription factor. Lineage: Eukaryota; Metazoa; Chordata; Mammalia; Chiroptera; Pteropodidae. The transcript has 3 exons. Gene Ontology annotation, molecular function: DNA-binding transcription factor activity, RNA polymerase II-specific; RNA polymerase II cis-regulatory region sequence-specific DNA binding. The record is from RefSeq and is a predicted model, not a curated record. Bases 154 to 1065 code for a protein of 303 amino acids. Gene Ontology annotation, biological process: regulation of transcription by RNA polymerase II; lens fiber cell differentiation. Gene Ontology annotation, cellular component: nucleus.
GAGGUUUCGGGCCAGCCACCGCCGCGCUAGCUAGAAGCGCCCCAGCCCGGCAAGCUGGCUCACCCGCUGGCCACCCAGCACAGCCCGCUGGCCCCACUCCUGCAGCCCAUCUGGCGGAGCGGCGGCGGCGGCGGCGGCGGCGGCGGCAGGAGAAUGGCAUCAGAACUGGCAAUGAGCAACUCCGACCUGCCCACCAGUCCCCUGGCCAUGGAAUAUGUUAAUGACUUCGAUCUGAUGAAGUUUGAAGUGAAAAAGGAACCGGUGGAGACCGACCGCAUCAUCAGCCAGUGCGGCCGUCUCAUCGCCGGGGGCUCGCUGUCCUCUACCCCCAUGAGCACACCGUGCAGCUCCGUGCCCCCUUCCCCCAGCUUCUCGGCGCCCAGCCCGGGCUCGGGCAGCGAGCAGAAGGCGCACCUGGAAGACUACUACUGGAUGACCGGCUACCCGCAGCAGCUGAACCCGGAGGCGCUGGGCUUCAGCCCCGAGGACGCGGUCGAGGCGCUCAUCAGCAACAGCCACCAGCUCCAGGGUGGCUUCGAUGGCUACGCGCGCGGAGCGCAGCAGCUGGCCUCGGCGGCCGGGGCCGGCGCCGACCCGCACCACGCCGCGGGCGGCCUGCACUUCGACGACCGCUUCUCCGACGAGCAGCUGGUGACCAUGUCGGUGCGCGAGCUGAACCGGCAGCUGCGCGGGGUCAGCAAGGAGGAGGUGAUCCGGCUGAAGCAGAAGAGGCGGACCCUGAAAAACCGCGGCUAUGCCCAGUCCUGCCGCUUCAAGAGGGUGCAGCAGAGACACGUCCUGGAAUCCGAAAAGAACCAGCUGCUCCAGCAGGUCGACCACCUCAAGCAGGAGAUCUCCAGGCUGGUGCGCGAGAGGGACGCGUACAAGGAGAAGUACGAGAAGCUGGUGAGCAGCGGCUUCCGAGAAAACGGCUCGAGCAGCGACAACCCGUCCUCUCCCGAGUUUUUCAUAACUGAGCCCACUAGCAAGUUGGAGCCAUCAGUGGGAUACGCCACGUUUUGGAAGCCCCAGCAACGUGUACUUACCAGUGUAUUCACAAAAUGAAAUUUAUGUGAGAACUGUACAUUAAAAAUACACUAGUAGUAGUAGUAUCUGCUGUCGUAGAAUACAACCUGCCCCUGACUUCUGUUUAGUCUCCUUUUUAAAGAAAAAUGUUUGUGUUAGAGAAGAAAGCUAUUAAAUAUAUAACCUCCAUACUAAUUAACGAUGCCUCUUGUCUGAGGGUCGUCUCUACAGACGCGUUGGAAAGUGCGCUGGUGCUUCUCGCUUUAUGAUGCGCGGAACUGAAUAAAUGCAACUGUUUUCAACCUGCAGUAUUAGUUUUAAAAAUCCACUGAAAUACAAAAGAAAGAGAGAGGAGAGAGAGAGAAAGGAGAGAGAGAGACAGAGACAGAGAGAGACAGAGACAGAGGUACAGAUACAUUUAUAUGAAGGGAAGUUUCCCAGAAGGUACCAGCUAGCAUUUUUAAAGCAUACGUAGACAUACACACUCUAAAUAGUACUUUUUCGUGCUUCAUUGUUUCUCCGGUAGAUAAUUUUACUAAGAAGAAAAAAAUAUAUAUUUGAUUUCUCCCUCCUCGAGCAGAUGCCAUGGGCAGAAGCUUUAGCGGAGCCCAGCACCCUGGCUUCCUCUCAGGGCCUAGACAGUAUUGUAUUUAUCGGUGAUGUCAAACAUGUUCAUUUAUCAGACACAACCAAAAACGAAAACAAUGUGUGGCAAAACACAAAGUUAGCGAAAUACACACCCUCUGUGUGUGUUUUUUUUCCUCCCCCUUUUCUGUACCCAAGCAUUCACAAAAUUACUUUAAUUUCCCUGCUCCUUGCAUGUUUCCUUUUUCAAAACCAUGUAAUAAUUUUUUUUACAAUGUAUCUGACACAUUAAUAGAUUGACAUCAAAUAGGCAGAGAUUCCACUUCCUGAUCUUGGUGAGGAAAUGAUGUCUCAAUAUCAUAUUUAUCUGUCUCAAUGCCAUAACCACCUGGGCCCCUUUCAACACAGGCCGCUGCAAUGGGAAAUACUCUAUUACCGAGCAGAUGAUUCUAAUGCCCCGAUCUUUUCACCCUUAUACCUUUACCUUGGUAAUUUUUAUUUAGUAACGUCAAUUCUAGAUCCUUCUGUUCUUAAACAGGACCGCCCCUUGCCAAACCACCAGCUUUACUGCUAAACGCAGUGAACAGAAGGGCAAAUGGUAGCUACUCUCAGGAACAUGAGGCACAGCUGUCUCAGUUGCUACAUUCCUAGCAUUUCCCCAUCCAAAUAACUGACACACGCAGAGGUUCCCAAGUACAGUAUCUGGGAGGCUUUUGUUGUUGUUGUUGUUGUUUAAGGCCAACUUCCUUCCAUAUUCACACACUCUUGGCUUUAUAUAAGGUACUCCUCCGGUGUUCCGGGCCAAUCAAUAAAUUUAAAAGUCUGCUUGCCACACAGGUAUCUCUAUUUUUUGCGUGUCGGUAGUUAAAGACUAGCUGACAUAGGUCGGAAGACUAAAAUACAUGAGUGACAACCUUCAGCCGACUGAUUUCCGUGCCAGUAAAACACACAGCCAAGCUCUGGGGCCUGCCUUCUCGUAUAA